Molecule: messenger RNA, 455 nt
Organism: Oppiella nova
Lineage: Eukaryota; Metazoa; Arthropoda; Arachnida; Sarcoptiformes; Oppiidae
Source: the annotation of a GenBank genome assembly
AUGGCGUCUAUGGACUCAACCCCUGAAGAACUGGUUCGUGAGGCCAGGGAUAUGCUGACUAAGCGUCUGAAUGUUGGACAGUUACCACGUGACAAGAGGGGUAUAUUUGGCAUGUUUGUGGACUUGAUGUCAGCCCUUAUCGGUUUAUUCCCCUUUCUGGGGCCCAUAAUUUAUAGUAAAAACCCGGAAAUCAUAUUGAAUUCAACGCUCGUAUUCACGGCUCUAUUGGUGGUAAUCAUGGCGUCAGUGGUUAUGGCGUCUGAAGAGCCAACCGUUAUGGAAGUGGUUCGCGAGGCCAGGGAUCUGAUUGCCAACAGUCAGUUGGGACAGGUAUUGCGCGAGAAAAGGGGUCUCAUUGGGUCACUGGUACUAAUACUGGGCCAUUAGGCUGGGAUCAAUGUAGUGCCCGUUUUGGGACAAAUACUAUCGGUUGUGCUAAUUCUGGUCAGAGUCCU